CCGCGGCAAAGCAGCAGGAUGGGGAGCGAAGCAAAGCAGUGGGGAAUCGAGCAGCUCCGGCUGGAGGGAGAUGAGCACCAGGAGGGACGGGCACGGAGCCGAGCAUCCAGUUGUGCCCUGGGUCCUGCUACAAUGCCCGGCAGACCCCCGGCAUACCCAGGCACGGAGGCAGAUGAACUGAAUCCCACUCCCGUUACCUGUUCUCCUCCGUCAUCCAAAGCCUGCCUGCUACCGCUCCUACAGCACGGCGCGCUUUGCGGCUCAGGGAGAGGAGAGGAGAGGGCUGGGGAGUGCACCGGAGCCGGCUCCAUGGGUGAGCAUGCAGGUGAGCUGGGACGGGUUUCUACUGGAGCUUUUGGGAGCUGGGAGCCCAGCACCAGCUGCACGGCACACUCCGUACCUCCUUUGCAACCCCCUGCGUGAACCACCAGCUCUGGGCUGUGUUGUCCAGCCCCGUACGGGUGGUGGGGCUGGAUCCAUCCUGCCCAGCUCAUCCUUGGGACCAUGGGGGGGGUAUAAAGCCGCACGGCUAGCGGCAGCCUGGCUCCAGCCGGACGGCACCGCUCGGACCCCCGUGUGGAGGGGCUGCGUGCCAGGGAGGCAGCUCUGCCGGGAAGGGGAGAGGAGAGCGAGGUUUCUCUCUCAGGGCGGUUUGGGGCCUCCCGUGCCUCUCGGCGAGGGAGCCGUUCGGCACGGAUGGGCUAACCGGGAAGAAAAGGGCUCAGAGAAGGGUGUGCAGAAGGGAGAAGUCAGGCAGAAGUCCCUUUCCUGCAUCGCUGCGGGUGGAAGGAGGACAGGGACGUGGCAGACCUGGGGGCAAGGGGGUCUCACAGCCGGGUCCAGCUGCUCCCCCCCUCCAUCCUCGCCCAGUGCCGGGAUGCAGAGGAAGGGCAGGCGCUGCCAGCUCUUGGCUCCUUCCCUUGCCUCACAACCUCCAUCGGAGACUCGCUUUUCCCCCCCCAGCUCUUCCCAGGAACGCUUGCCCAUAUACUCCGCACUCCUUCCCUCCCUGCCUGCGCUCUGGGUGCAGGCAGGGCGGCCGCAUGCCCCCGCCACGCAGCCAUGCCUGCUCUUCCCUACCUGCUCCCUCGUACUCGGUGGCCGAAGGCCGGGCAGCUGCCCGUUAUUACCUGCUGGUUACGCUGGGCUGGAAGAAGCUGGCACACGUGCGGCGGGUUGUGCAAACAGGCUCCGGCACGUGCCGGAUUCCCCGCGCGUCGCCGCAGGCUUUGCCACCGCUUCGCCGCACCCCACCGCAACGCCGGCCUCUCCCUCCAAAAAAACCAGGGGGGCUGCUGGAGGUUAAGAGAGGGCCAGGCAGCCGGGAGUCCCCGAACCGAGAGGAAUGGCUCUCCGGCUGCAGCAGGGAGCUGAGAUGCCAAAUCCCUUUUAAAGGGUUAUUUAAGCAGUUUAAAACGUGCAGCGGUUCAUCGGAGGUGUGUGUGGCAGCCCCGGAGCGUUGCCCGCUGCCUGGCCGAGGGGCAGCCCUGGCACUGGGGGCUGAGGAGACGACUGGCUGCUAAUAAAUAAACUCA
Molecule: messenger RNA, 1535 nt
Organism: Harpia harpyja (harpy eagle)
Lineage: Eukaryota; Metazoa; Chordata; Aves; Accipitriformes; Accipitridae
Exons: 2
Coding region: 19-423 (134 amino acids)
Source: RefSeq, a predicted model, not a curated record